Molecule: messenger RNA, 4217 nt
Organism: Drosophila eugracilis
Lineage: Eukaryota; Metazoa; Arthropoda; Insecta; Diptera; Drosophilidae
Product: mucin-19
Exons: 12
Coding region: 6-3884 (1292 amino acids)
Biological process (GO): COPII vesicle coat assembly; autophagy
Source: RefSeq, a predicted model, not a curated record
UCGAGAUGUGGCGCCUUCAUUUGUUCCUACUCCUCUCCACCUGUUUCCUGGUGCCUCACGAUGCCAAGCCCACGAAGCGAACACCAGUCGACUUUUCCUCAACCACUUUGGCCUCAUUACUCCUAGAAACGGAAUCUAGCAACGGAACUACGGAACAGGAUCAGUCUACUACUACCGAAUCGUCACCGCAGAGGACACAACGUGUUACCAAUAUUGGACGAUUGGCUUCUAAGGAUCUGGCUGAUUUGCUUUUGGCCAGCAUGCAGGCUCGUGGUGCCAAAUUGACAUCCUUCCAGGAGUCCACAAUGAAAUCGUUGCGCAGCGAAGAGACCAAGGAUAUCAAGGGCAACAAUGUCUUCCUGCAGGUUGGCAUGGAUGUGAUUAUUGACAUUUUGAUCGGAGCUCGUGAUAAUGCCACGUGUGGCAGGAUUAUCAAGGAUAUUGAACAGUCGCUGGAUAGGAAUAGCCUAACUUUGACUCUUAAGUCCUUCAUGGCUUUGUGUUUCUUCAAUGGCAUUGAGUGUGCCAAAGAAGAAGUUGGUCAGGUGAUCAAGAGCACCCAUUUGCGUCAGCGACAGCAUGCCAAGAACUCUCAGGAUGACCAACAGCAACAGGCGGAGGGUUCAGGUCUUCGUACCGCUCGUCGCGUGGGCGUGGUCAAAGACGAUCGCCAAACUGUACUGAAGUUCCUGCAGGCACGCAACAUCAACGAGCUGAGCUCCAUCCUAAAUACCCUGCUGCAAGUAUGCGGAGCUUCUGGCAACGAGGCACACAAGAUCAUCAGAAACUUAAGAGAGAUGGGUCCCGACAGCGUCAGUUUGCUGCAAGUGAAUGCUUUUAGCAUGCUUUCCGUUUCCCUGCUCGACAGUUUGUCCACCAUUGCCGAGGGCAAGACGAGCGGCUUAUGCUCUGCUGGCCCGGAAAGUUGGAUCGUUCGCCUGCUGGCCAUGGGUGUGGACAAGGUGGUACUUAUGGGUCUAAUGACCGCCCUCGAUCGCACCAUUGUCUCCUCUUCUACAUCCGCUGAAAUGGCCAAUGCCGCUGCUCUGAAUAGCAUUAAUGGUGGAGACCUCAAUGAUAGCCAAAAGUCAGCGGCCACCGCAAAGCGAGCUAUAUUGGACUCAGGAGUGGGUAAUGAUUUCAACUUGGCUCCUUCCGUCGAGGAAAUUGGCAACUUAAACACAGUUAAUGAUCUGAUCAGUGCCAACGUGCCCGUAGGAGCUGAUCUGCCUGUGCUGAGUACCAUUGAUGGUUCUGGUUUUACCGGCAACGUUCUUAAUCAGGGAACCGAUGUUCUUGUCAAGGGACAAGGAAACACUUUCAAUCGCUUAUUGGGUGCCAAAGUUCCUGUCCUAGCCACUGCUCCGAUAUUGUCCAGCAUUAACAAUGAAGGUUCAUCAUCUAGUUCUUCGGGAACUCCAUCUAGUUCCUCUUCCUCCUCGAGUCCAUCCACCAGUUCGGGAUCUACAUCUUCUGGUUCAACCAGUUCGGGAACUUCUUCUGGCACUGGCUCUGGUUCUAGCUCUUCGGGAAGUACCUCCGGCGCGGGUAACAACUUCAACUUGGCUCCUUCCGUCGAGGAAAUUGGCAACUCCAACACAGUUAACGAUCUCAUCAAUGCCAAUGUGCCAGUUGGCGCUUUCCUGCCUGUCAUAAGUAACAUUGAUGGUUCUGGUUUUACUGGAAACACUCUCAAUCAGGGUUCUGAUGUACUGAUCAAGGGACAAGGAAAUACUUUCAAUCGCUUAGUGGGCGCCAGGAUUCCAGUCCUAGCAAAUGCUCCGAUUUUGUCUUCUAUUAACAGUGGCAGUUCUACUGGCUCCCCUUCAGCGAGUCAAUCAAGCGGCUCAGGAUCUUCUGGAACUACCACAACUGGAACAUCAGGAUCUAGUGGCUCUUCUAGUUCUACUACCAAUUCCAAUUCUUCAGGCAGUCCUAGUUCUCUCACUUCUUCUGUAAUCGGCAAUAAUGUGAAUGUUAAAGGCGAUUCCAUUACUGGCAAUCAGAACUUCCUUUUCAAGCUCCUCGAUCUCGGACUGCCUAUUUCCCUGGCUGCUCCCGUUCUUAGUAUCAUAAAUCAGGGUUCUUCGACGGGUUCUACCACUUCUUCGAGUGGUUCUACAAGCGGUUCUUCAACUGGCUCUUCGACUGGCUCUUCAAGUGGCUCCUCCUCAAGUGGCUCUUCAAGUGCCUCUCCUAGUACUUCUUCAGGCAGCUCCUCUACAGGAUCUUCAGUCGGAAAUAAUGCCAACAUCGAUCCCAGUGUUGAUAUCAUUGGUAAUAACAACGAGGUUACCAAAGUCGUCGACGCCAAUGUUGAUGUCUUGGCCAAUGUCCCUGUUUUGAGCCAAAUAACUGGAACUGGUUUUGCCAAUAAUCUCAAUCAAAAACCCGGCGUACUUAUCAGAGGUGAUAAUAACACGGUAACUAAGGUUGUAGAUGCCAAUGUCCCCGUUUUGGCCGCUGUUUCGGCGAUCAGCAGUAUCACUGGUGGUUCUUCUACUAGUGGAUCCUCUGGCAGUGGCACCUCUUCAUCGACAUCUUCAGGACCUUUGAGUGCUCUGAGUGGCCUUACAGGAAGUUCAGGAUCUGGUUCAUCUUCCAGUGGCCUUCUUGGAGGUCUUCUUGGCGGUUUGGUGCCUGCUGUUGGCGGUGUUCUGAACACAGUGGAGCCCGUUGUUGGCGGUGUUCUGAACACAGUGGAGCCCGUUGUUGGCGGUGUUCUGAACACAGUGGAGCCCGUUGUUGGUGGCGUUCUGGGAGUAGUGGAGCCCGUUGUUGGUGGCGUUCUGGGAGCAGUAGAGCCCGUUGUUGGCGGUCUAGUCGGCACAGUUACCAAUACAGUUGGUGGCCUUUUGGGCGGUGCUACAGGCAGCUCUUCCAGUUCUUCCGGUUCUUCAAGUUCCUCCAGCCCUCUUGGCGGUAUUACCAAUAUUUUAGGUGGUGGAUCCUCCGGUUCCUCCAUAAUUGGAAACAGUGCCAGCAGCGGUCCUGAAACCUUAGUCGUUGGCAACAGAAACAACAUCGUCCGCUUGGUGGAUGUCAAUGGAUUGGUCCUGGCCGACAUUCCCAUAUUAAGCAGCAUCACAAAUCUACUUGGUGUUGGUGGACUGAUCGGCAACUCAGCUAACAAGGGUCCCAAGACUGUGGUUAUCGGCGACAACAAUCGUAUUGUGAAGCUGAUUAAUGUUGACCUGUGGGUUCUGGCCUUCCUCGAUGUCCUUAACAUUAUCCGCGGAAGUGGUGGCGUCUGCAAUCAGCUUAACUCUGGACCCAACACUGAAAUCAUUGGCAACAACAACGAUGUGGUUCAGUUGGUCGAUGUUGACUUGAGUGUCCUGUUGGUUGUCGAUUUGCUGAGCCACUUGAUCACCACUGUGGCCAAUGAUUGUGGCAGCACCACUACAGUAGCGCCCACUACCGAAACACCCACUGCUCAACCUCCAACUGUUCAACCACCCACAGCUCAACCUCCCACUGCACAACCACCCACUGCUCAGCCACCCACUGUUGAGCCUCCAACAGAGAUACCACCCACCUAUGGACCACCCACCAAUGAACCACCCACCAACCAGCCUCCCACCAAUCAGCCUCCCACCAAUCAGCCUCCCACCAAUCAGCCUCCUACCAAUCAACCACCUACCAAUCAGCCUCCUACCAACCGACCACCCACAAACGCACCACCUACCAAUCAGCCACCCACCAAUCAACCUCCUACCAAUGCACCACCCACCAACAGGCCACCCACCGAUCAGCCACCCACCAACCGCCCGCCAUCGCCCAGUCCCAAUAACUGCUAUCGCCGCUACUGCCGCAAGUGGCGCACUCGUCCCAGCUAUUUGUGCUACAAGAACUGCGGCGGUGCCUACACCUACAAGCCCUAAUAAGAUUGCCAAAAUGCACCACAUUGGUAAUAAGCAGCCAAAGAGCCACCAAAACCAUUGGCCAAACAGCUUUUCAAUCUUGUUAUGCGUGGCAUUGCCAGCCUCCCUGCCUCUGGGCAUUUAUUUAUUUUUAAUACUCUGUAAGCAAAAUUUGUUUAAUUUAUUUGAAAUAUAUAGAAAGUGAAUUAAUAAUUCUUGGUUGUUUGAAUUUUUUAAGUAGUUCAUAAUAUCUUUUGCAGUCAUAUUUACAAUCUAUCCCAAUUAGUUGCAUAUAACCCACCAUUACGCCUCAUUUUAUUCACCCAUCGCGAGCAAUUACAUUAACCCCGCCCC